Panicum hallii is the source of this 1876-nucleotide messenger RNA. RefSeq names its product cytochrome P450 77A4-like. Lineage: Eukaryota; Viridiplantae; Streptophyta; Magnoliopsida; Poales; Poaceae. Gene Ontology annotation, cellular component: membrane. The transcript has a single exon. Gene Ontology annotation, molecular function: iron ion binding; oxidoreductase activity, acting on paired donors, with incorporation or reduction of molecular oxygen, NAD(P)H as one donor, and incorporation of one atom of oxygen; heme binding. The coding region runs from base 16 to 1584 and encodes 522 amino acids. The record is from RefSeq and is a predicted model, not a curated record.
CAGCUUCACGCCGCGAUGGAGGAAGCGGCCUCGUCGCUCUCGGUCCUGCAGCUCGCCUUCACGGCGGCGGUGGCGACCGCCGCGCUCGCCGUCGCCGUGGCCGUGGCGAGGUACAACAGGCGGUACCGGGGCCUGCGGCUGCCCCCCGGCCCACCCGGGUGGCCCGUCGUCGGGAACCUCUUCCAGGUGGCCUUCUCCGGGAAGCUCUUCAUCCACUAUAUCCGCGACCUGCGUCGGGAGUACGGGCCGAUCCUGACGCUGCGCAUGGGGGAGCGCACGCUCGUGAUCAUCAGCAGCGCGGAGCUCGCGCACGAGGCGCUCGUCGAGAAGGGUCAGGAGUUCGCGAGCCGGCCCCGGGAGAACACGACGCGCAACAUCUUCUCCUCCAACAAGUUCACCGUCAACUCCGCAGUGUACGGGCCCGAGUGGCGGUCGCUGCGCCGGAACAUGGUGUCCGGGAUGCUGAGCACGUCGCGGCUCCGGGAGUUCCGGCACGCGAGGAUGCGCGCCAUGGACCGGUUCGUGGCGCGGAUGCGCGCAGAGGCCGCGGCGUCCCCCGACGGCGCGUCCGUCUGGGUGCUCCGGAACGCGCGCUUCGCGGUCUUCUGCAUCCUGCUGGACAUGACCUUCGGCCUGCUGGACCUCCAGGAGGAGCACAUCGUGCGCAUCGACGCCGUCAUGAAGCGCGUGCUGCUCGCCGUCGGCGUGCGCAUGGACGACUACCUCCCGUUCCUCCGCCCCUUCUUCUGGCGGCACCAGCGCCGCGCCCUCGCCGUCCGCCGCGAGCAGGUCGACACCCUGCUCCCGCUCAUCAACAGGCGCCGCGCCAUCCUCCGCGCCUCGUCCCCGCCCGACCCCGACGUCGCCGCGCCCUUCUCGUACCUCGACUCCCUGCUCGACCUCCGCGUCGAGGGCCGCGACGCCGCGCCCACCGACGACGAGCUGGUGACGCUCUGCGCGGAGCUCAUCAACGGCGGGACCGACACCACGGCCACCGCGAUCGAGUGGGGCAUGGCGCGCAUCGUGGACAACCCGUCCAUCCAGGCCCGGCUCCACGAGGAGAUCGCGCGGCAGGUCGGCGACGCGCGGCCGGUCGACGACAAGGACACCGACGCCAUGCCGUACCUCCAGGCCUUCGUGAAGGAGCUCCUCCGGAAGCACCCGCCCACGUACUUCUCGCUCACCCACGCCGCCGCCCGGCCCGGGUGCAAGCUCGCCGGGUACGACGUGCCCGCGGACGCGAACCUGGACAUCUUCCUGCCGACCAUCUCCGAGGACCCGAAGCUGUGGGACCGGCCGGCGGAGUUCGACCCGGAGCGGUUCCUGUCCGGCGGCGAGGCGGCGGACAUGACGGGGUCGGCGGGGAUCCGGAUGAUCCCGUUCGGCGCGGGGCGGAGGAUCUGCCCCGGGCUGGCCAUGGGCACGACGCACAUCGCGCUGAUGGUGGCGCGGAUGGUGCAGGCGUUCGAGUGGCGCGCGCACCCGUCGCAGCCGCCGCCGGACUUCAAGGACAAGGUGGAGUUCACGGUGGUGAUGGACCGGCCGCUGCUCGCCGCGGUCAGGCCCCGGAGCCUCUCCUUCUGAUCGGAUCCGCAUGCCGUCGUCAGCUAGCGUGGCGGCACGCACGACGUCGUCGUUCGUACGUGUGCACGCGCAGCUAGUGGACAUGCAUGCAUGGCCGUGGGCCGUGGGCUGCAUGCUGCCUUGAUUUCCGAUCAGGACGCGUAGGCAACGUGGCGUAUGUGUAACUUGCUAGCUAUAGGUGCUCUCUCCUACCAGCGUACUAGUAGUGUGAGUUGGGAACGCCUCCAUGUGUGUGUGUGUGUGUGUGGUGUAGCAUACAUAAAAAAUGCUACACGUUUGCAUGUGUGGGUUU